This is a messenger RNA of Austrofundulus limnaeus, 1382 nucleotides long. RefSeq names its product syntaxin 8 (gene stx8). Bases 90 to 806 code for a protein of 238 amino acids. The record is from RefSeq and is a predicted model, not a curated record. Gene Ontology annotation, biological process: vesicle fusion; intracellular protein transport. Lineage: Eukaryota; Metazoa; Chordata; Actinopteri; Cyprinodontiformes; Rivulidae. Gene Ontology annotation, cellular component: endomembrane system; SNARE complex. Gene Ontology annotation, molecular function: SNARE binding; SNAP receptor activity. The transcript is spliced from 8 exons.
UCACAUCCAAAACAAGUGACCGGUUCUGCUGCUUUUUAAGCAGUGUUGUUACUCUUCGGUAGCUUGUUUUGUUUGUUGUUUUCCCAACAAUGUCUCAGGACCCUUGGUUGCAGAAUUAUGACGCCACGUGUCGCCUGGCUCAGGAAAUAGCAGAAAACAUCCAUGAAAGGAACAGACAGCAGAGAACAGGGGGGAACCCUGCAAAGAUCAACAUGACACUACGAGCAUCACUGCAGAAACUGAAACAGAAUAUUGCUCAGCUCAAAGAGGGCUUGUUGAGAGCUUCUUCAUCUCGRCGCAUAAUGCAGUCAGAAUCUGACAGGAGGCAGAACCUUAUAGAUGAUCUGCUAACCAGAGAGAAGCAACUCAAUGGAACUUUCAAAGGAGAUAUCACAGAGCCUGAAUCCACCAGGUCCACACUGAUGGUUGGAAAAGCAGCAGCCAGCGGAGGAGGUUCUGCGAACCCAUGGCUCAUCAACGAAUCAGAAGAGACCAAGGGGCUGACCUUCGGAGAGAUUAAACAGCAGCAACAAAGAAUCAUUGAGGCCCAGGAUGCAGGCUUGGAUGCACUUGCAGCUGUCAUCAGCCGACAGAAGACAAUGGGCCAAGACAUCGGCAAUGAGUUGGAUGAGCAGAACGAAAUCAUCGACGACCUUGCACAUCUUGUUGACAACACGGAUGGUAGGAUUCGGAAUGAGACACGAAGGGUGAAGCUGGUGGAGACCAAGUCGGCCUCUUGUGGGAUGAUGGUGGUGAUCGUGCUGCUUCUUAUAGCCAUCGUUGUGAUCACGGCGUGGCCCGUGUAGCUAAUGGAGACCACACCAACCGUGGACGUGUGAUGCACAAAACAUUAAAAACAAACUUCUACAAUUCACACACGUGGACACAGGCACUUAUCUGAACCCAGCAUCAGGUUUGUCCGACCAAGGAAAUGUAAGAUGAAGAUUUGGAUUUUUGCAGCUCAGAUCGACACAAAGUCACCGGUUGGUUGAAGUGUUAUUUUCUCUUUUGUAAAUAUUGUGAGGGUAUAAAUAUUUCUUUAUAAUUGUAAUUCAGUGUCAAACUCAUGAAACUGACUAAUCAUUAAGCUGUGAAAGUAUAAGACUGUUGUAAAGAAUGAAAUUUGUUAGCCUGACUCGUGUUGUCCCAACAGAGGGACCUCCCACAGUCAGCAGCUUUCCUUACAUCGGGUACAGUAACUCUGCAACGUUUUUAUUAACCAGUCAUCACUGCAGAGGCUGAAAUGUUCUGAUUCUGUAAUGUUUAUAGAGCAGCUUGUAGCCAAAACAAACAUCUCUGUGUAACGAACACCACUCUUUCCUUUCCUCGUUAAUCAGCUUAUAGUUUCUAAUAAAGCACAUUUGCAGUUGAUGGCCUCCGGA